Alligator sinensis (Chinese alligator) is the source of this 3629-nucleotide messenger RNA. Its product is annotated as cullin-9-like. The record is from RefSeq and is a predicted model, not a curated record. Gene Ontology annotation, biological process: ubiquitin-dependent protein catabolic process. Gene Ontology annotation, molecular function: ubiquitin protein ligase binding. NCBI's taxonomy places the organism in Eukaryota, Metazoa, Chordata, Crocodylia, Alligatoridae.
CAGGUGAACGUCAUGCCCUCAGCCAUCAGAGUGAUCCUUCUGGAGAACCUGACCCACUUCUGGCCUCUCAUACAGGUCAAGAUUAAGCGUUGCCAGCAGGGUGGGAUUGACACACGUGUACAUGGCAUUGAGGUCCUGGGGCCCAAGCCCACCUUCUGGCCAGUUUUCAAAGAGCAGCUGUGCCGGCGCACAUACCUGUUCUACACCACCAAGGCCCACACCUGGUGCCAGGAGAUCUCUGAGGAUCGGCUCCAGCUGCUGCAGCUCUUCAACAGGCUGAACAGCGCACUGCGGCAUGAGCAGGUGUUUGCCGAUUGCUUCCUUCCUGAUGAUGAGGCGGCCCAGGCUCUGGGUAGGACCUGCUGGGAGGCCCUCAUCAACCCACUGGUGCAGAGCAUCACCAGCCCAGACCCCAGCGGCAUCAGCCCUUUGGCCUGGCUCCUCAGUGAGUAUCUGGAGAACUCGGAGACAGUCCGACAUGCAAAGAGUCGUGCCACCAUCUUCAACUCCCGCGUGCGCCGCCUCAGCCACCUGCUGGUACAUGUGGACCCUGGCACUUUGGAGCCCAAGGAGCUGCGAUCGCCCAUCCGAGGCAAUGUGAAGAAUGGGAAGAACAAGGAGGCAGUCUGUGGAGCCGGGAACAUGUCAGGGAAGAAGCCUGGCAGCCUGGUGGGCAUCACACAGUGCUGGAAAGGUGUUGUGCAGCAGCAGGUGAAGCGGUUCCUGGAAACCUCAUGGCAGGCCCCAGACUUUGUGGAGCGCUACUGCAGUGUGUACCAGCGCCUGCAUAGCGCCAUGGAGGAGCUCUUUGGGCAGCAGAUGGCCUUUGCACUGGCCCUUCGCCAGGGCUUCUCGGGGGCGCUGCUGCAGCUCUCCUUCCUGACAGCCAUGCAUGUGAGUGAGCAGUUUGCCCGCUACAUCGACCAGCAGAUACAGGAGAGUCGCACUGAUGCGGCCAGUGUGGAGACACUGCAGCGGCUGCAGCGGAGCCUGGAGCCCAUCCUCUUCCUCUCAGGCCUGGAGCUCGCCAACACCUUUGAGCAUUUCUACCGGUAUUACCUGGGUGACCGGCUCCUGGCCCAGGGCAAGGUGUGGCUGGAGGUGGCUAUUGUGGAGCAGAUUGGGCUCUGCUUCCCCAACCGCUUCCCCCAGCAAAUGUUGAAGAACCUGAGUGAGUCAGCGGAGCUGCAGCAGCAGUUUCACCUCUUCCAGCUGCAGCAGCUGGACAAAUGUCUGCUGGAGCCGGAUGCAAGGCAGGAGGACCCAGAAGAUGAGGUGAUGGAGGAGGAGCCUUCCCUGCUGGCAGUGGAGCCAAAACUGCAGGUGCUGGCUCUGUCCCCACGCUGCUGGACCAUCUCUUCACUCUGCCAUCUGGAUGACCCCGGCCGGUUUUUCCCACCACCUCUUGCCUCCUACCUGGCCAAGUUCACUGACUUCUACACAAAGAGUCAGAACCGGUUUGGGCUGGAGCACAUGGAGCCACGGCACCUGCAGUGGACGUGGCUGGGCCACGCUGAGCUGCAGUUUGCGGAUAGCACCUUGCACGUCUCCACCUUGCAGAUGUACAUCUUGCUGCGCUUCAACAGUGCUGAGGAAGUUGCUGUGGAAACCCUGGUACAGGCCACAGGGCUGUCUCCGGUCCUGCUGAGCCAUGCGCUGAAACCCCUGACAGACAGGGAUGGGAUCCUAACUCAGAGCCACCCUUCUGGGGGGGUCCUGCAGCUGAAUGAGGCAGCCCUGUUGCAGAGCUCUGGCCAGCACCUGUGGCUGCUGCCCAGGCAGACGUACCUGAACGUGAAGGAGGAUGAGGGAAGCACCCUGGAGAGGAAGAGGAACAUCAUCUGCUGUCUCAUUGUCCAGAUCUUGAAGGGGGAGAAGCAGCUGCACAUCGAUAACCUUGUUUUCAGGGUGAUUGAUGCCUGUCAGAAGCGGGAAGCUGGGGCAGCUCCAAAGUUCCUGAGCUUCUACUGCAGCAGCACAGACGUGCUGUCAUGCAUCCUGCUGCUGCUCACCAGCCAGGGCUACAUUCGGCGUCUGGAGGACAGCCCCCAGCUCCUGGAGUACAUCUCUACAGAGCCCCUGCCAACCCCAUCCCCUCAUUGCCAGCCCCAUGUCACCUUCCAGACUGUGGAGAUCAAGAAGGUGCCAAGUGUAGCCUCUGCUGAGAAGAGACAGACCUUCUCCACAUUUAGGUAGAAAAGGUACAGGGCUGUGCAGGCACUGAGGCCAAAUGCCUGUCUGCAUAGCUGUGCUGCUUGUUCUGGUGGCAUGGCAAUUGCUAGGUUUUGGUGCAUUGGUUCUGCAGUCCUGGGCUUCUGGGAGCCACAAACACCUAGGGCAUGGAACAGCAACUCGGCCUUGGCCCCAGGCACUGCCCAUGGAUUCUGACACAUGAUUCCUAAGGAUUCCAGAUUUUUAAUUUAAAUAAAAGAACUUAAUUAUAUGGUCCAGCUAUGUGUGCUGGUCUGUGCAGGAGUCCCUGCUCCUCCCCGUGGCAGAGUUAGUAACCACUGCCUUAGGCCUGGCUCAGAGGAGCUUGAUGCCAGCAGCAGGAGCUGUGGGGUUCACCAGUACUCAAUUAAUGGAUUUUUUCCUUGCCCACUACGAGUGAAAAAUGGCAAUGUAUACAGCAAGAGUAUGAGCUAGUGUGAAAGGGGGCAGCCUUGGCCAACAGCCUUGCACAGUGUCAGCGACAGGCUUUGACACAACCUGAAACUCAGCCUAGCAUCUUGCCAAGACCCUAGCAUCUUGCCCCUAGCAUCUUGCCAAGACCCUUGGGGAUGUGGGGAGCAGGCAGCCCAUUGCCAGAUCUCACUUUAGCUCUUGGAGCCUAAGGUGACAGGCGCUGACCCCCUGGCCAUGGUCCAAGUCAGUUCAGCAUGCUUGCUGAAGAGCCUGGGGGCAGAGAGCAGUUCACCUAACUCCCUGACCCACGGAAGAGCCCAGCUUGCACAUGCUGCUUAUACUCUGAGCACGGUACCAGCAUUAAUUUAUUAAAAUGAAUCCAGAAAAGCAAACAUACAAUAAAGUUAAAAAAAAUAGAAUCUUGUAAAAAAGGGGGGUAACCCGCUGCCGUCCUGCCCCGCGGGCAGCACCGCCCCACAGUUUAGGUCUCUUGAGUUCAGUCAGGGACAGCCUUUACAGCUCAGGCGACUUCAGUUCCCAGGGUUUGGCCUGGCCACACAGCCCACUCACCUCACCCUCCAGGCCCCAGCAGAAAUGUGGUUCCUUAAAUGAGGGAUAUGUUAGCUGCUGCAGGCUGUUUAAAGAAGCUGCUCUACCCUGGGAAGAGCUUUCCAACCCCCCACCAAUACCAAUGUGUACAAGACUUCCUUGCCCCUGGCCCUCAGGUAGGUGCCACACCUCUGCAGCUCUUAUCCCUGGGGUGUGGCUGUAGGGUCUUACUAAUCCACUGCAGUACUUGAUGGUUGCCCCCAGCAGUGGGAAUGACUGGGCAGGGCAGAUGGGCCAGCAGCAGAAAUGGCAGUGGAAAGCUGUUACUUGAGCUUGGACUGGCUGGGCACGGUAAAGUGCUAGAGCCUUUUGCAGGCUCUGGGUAAGAUGUAUCCUAAGGUAGGUGGGUGGUGGGGGUGGGGAGAAAGUGGGGGGAUGGGAGGGGUACGUAAGGA